AUGGGACAAACACAGCCAUUUGCCGAUCCUGAAACAAACCCGCCCGAGCCUGAAAGCGCUUCAGUCAUUGAGACUCGUUAUGUGCGCAUGCUUCUCGAGCUUGACUAUAUUCCAUGGUUCUACAACACCUCGGCUAGCGCUGCGCACUGGGCACUGCUUGCUGGGUAUCUGGUUAUUCCAGGAACAUUUACUUCUCUUCAGAAGUCCGACUUUCUAACGGAAGGUCUGGAAACAAACCGUACCGGAAAAGCCAUCCUCAACUGCACCUUCUACUGGAUACUGGGGGCCAAGCAUGGGGAUGCGUUAUCUGUCCUGAAGCACUGCACUCAUUUCUUCCGCACUGGUGAUGAGUUGCCACCCAUUUUGAGUGAUGAGAUUGCGGGAAACCUCAGCUUGUUAGGGAGAGGAACGAUGAGUUUGGAGGACAAUUUUGAUGAGAGGGAGCUGAGGGGACAAGUGGUGGUUGAAAUGGGCAUGAUAUUAGGAAUAAGAUUGAGCAGCAUGACUCGCGGGUUUCGAGGAGCAGUUCUGGUGGAGAGCGCAUUCGCCGAGAUUCAUAAUGAAGAGACCCAGCAAGCAUCAUUUCAAAAAACUCUGCUGGGUUCGUAA
This is a messenger RNA of Aspergillus alliaceus, 609 nucleotides long. RefSeq lists its product as uncharacterized. The transcript is spliced from 2 exons. Lineage: Eukaryota; Fungi; Ascomycota; Eurotiomycetes; Eurotiales; Aspergillaceae. The record is from RefSeq and is a predicted model, not a curated record. The coding region runs from base 1 to 609 and encodes 202 amino acids.